Messenger RNA from Hansenula ciferrii, 1245 nucleotides. RefSeq lists its product as uncharacterized. Lineage: Eukaryota; Fungi; Ascomycota; Saccharomycetes; Phaffomycetales; Wickerhamomycetaceae. The transcript has a single exon. The record is from RefSeq and is a predicted model, not a curated record. Gene Ontology annotation, cellular component: eukaryotic translation initiation factor 3 complex. Gene Ontology annotation, biological process: cytoplasmic translational initiation. Bases 1 to 1245 code for a protein of 414 amino acids.
AUGACUCAAUCUUAUAUCACUGUGGAUGGGUCUCUUGCUGACUCAAUCCUAGAAUACGCUUCUGUAUUGGAUCUAUACAACAAGGAUUUAAACUAUACCUCUAAAAUUGAAUCUUUUAUUAUAACAAAUGAUGAACAAGAUGAUCAAGAUGAUGAAGAAGAAGAAUUACAAUUUAAUGAUGAUAUUUAUAAAGAAAUUGUGGAAUCAUAUCAAUAUUUAACAAACAUACCUGAUAGAGAUCUUGAAGGAUUAAUUAAUUUAGCUGUUUAUAUCUUGACUUUUAAUAAUGAUUUUGAAAAAUUAGUUAUUGAUUUUUUUGGUUCAUUAUUUGAAAAAUUUGAAUUAAAUAAUUCUGAUUUAAAAAUUACCAAAAACAAGAAGGCAACAUUGAAAAUUACAUCAAUUAUUUCAAAUUUAUCAAAUAUUUUCAAUUUACAAAUUAAUGGUGAUAAUUUCCCAUUUAAAAAUUUCAUCUUGGGGGAAAUUUUAAAAUUAAUUGAAAUUUUAGGUAAUGGAGAAAUUUUAUUACCAAUAAUUUCAAAUUUAGAAUCUUGGUUAACAAAUGAUAUUAAUCAACAACCAUCAGAAAUUCAAGAAGAAACAAGAUCAAUCUUGUUAAAGAUUUCAAAAUUAAUUAAACCAUAUGAUGAAUUAUCAUCUUUAAAUGUUUUUAAAAUUUCAAUCACCAAAAUCCCAAAUGUUUCAUCAGAUUUAAUUAAUCAAUUCAUAAUUGCAAAUUUAAAUUCCAACAAGGCAUUAGAUUUAUCAAAAAUUUUAACUGAAGAAGUUAUAAUAGCAAAUCAUGAAUCUUCACAAAAUCAUUUAAAAUUUUUACAAAAUUAUUUAAAUUUCACAACUCAAGAUUUCCAAAAAUCAAUUGAUGAAUAUUCCUCACUUUCAGAAAUUGAUUUUAAAUUAGUUUUAACCAAAAAUCAAUACUUGAACUUAUGUAAAAUUGCAUCAACAACAUCAACAAUUUCAUACUCUCAAAUUUCAUCAGAUUUAUUAAUCCCAGAAAAUCAAGUUGAAAUUUUCUUAAUUAAUGCCAUUAAAACUGGUAUAAUCCAAGGUAAAUUAUCUCAAAUUAACUCAAAUUUCCAAGUUUAUAAAGUUAAUUUAAUUUUAAAAACUAUUGAACUAAAUGAUUGGUUGGAAAUUAAAUCUUUAUUAUUAGAUUGGAGAUCAAAAUUAUCAAAUGUUAAGAGUUUAAUUGAUCAAGCAUCAAAAAAGAAAUUGGUUAAAUAG